Tripterygium wilfordii is the source of this 579-nucleotide messenger RNA. RefSeq lists its product as uncharacterized. The transcript is spliced from 3 exons. Lineage: Eukaryota; Viridiplantae; Streptophyta; Magnoliopsida; Celastrales; Celastraceae. The coding region runs from base 1 to 579 and encodes 192 amino acids. The record is from RefSeq and is a predicted model, not a curated record.
AUGGUAACUGGUACAAAAAAACGAGAUUGUCAAUUCAGAGUGAAAAUGAUGAAUUUGAAGACAGAUGAUGAUUGGAUGGUAAGAGUAGUAUGUGGAAUGCAUAACCAUUCUGUGACAUUAUAUAUGGAGGGUCAUUCAUAUGUCGGUAAGCUUUCUGGUGUAGAAAAUGACAUAUUGAUAAAUAUGUCAAAUAAUUUGGUGAAGCCACGGAGCAUCUUAUACACGUUAAAGAACAAGGAUCCGAAUAACGUGUUCACCAUUAAAACUAUAUACAAUGCACGUCAGAAGUUUCGGACUGCAGAGAAAGCUAACUCAUUAGAACUAUUGCGUGCAUUCCCGCAUGUGUUAUUGAUGGAUGCUACAUACAAAACUAACAGGUUCAGGAUGUCUCUAUUUGAGAUUAUUGGCGCGACUUCAACGAAUAUGACAUUUUGUCACAUGGGUCACUUGAUUGCUUCACUUCAGAAUUGGAUGACAAUGCCAGACAUGAGUCACUUGAUUGUUUCAAGAGAAUAUGUCAUAAUAGGAGAUGAAACAAGCAAAUUAGAGAGUGUGGAUAGUCCGCCGCCGAGGCGUUGA